UCCCUGCAUAUCAAUGUCAUUACAUUGAGUUGAAAAGGGAGUCGGCAGAGCAGGGAAAGUGAGUCGGUAGAGCAGGGAAAGUGAGUCGACCAACGGACACAGUGAGAGAAGGACCUCCAGGCUAAUACUAACGCUAACCCUUGUGUUACUUUGAAGGCUUUGUGAGCACACCUGCAGCAGCUUGACUUCCACUCGUUUAGCCUAUCUAGCGUAGCAUCCAAGGACCAGGGAGCACUGUAUAGUGAUCCCCAUAGCUCACACCUCCUCCGUGGUACCCCCCCCCCCCCUAGCUUGGCAUGAAGAUGUGUUUUAGUCGACAGAAGGCUGGACCAAAUACACUGUAAUACACUACAAAGAGAAAGAGGGGAUAAUCUGGCAGAAUCAUCAUUAAACCGAUAAUCCACACCAAGUACAAAGAAGAGAAAGGGGGACAACGACUAAAGGAAGCGGGAAAAGGAUACAGAACAUCCCUUCAAAAUGGCGCAGAUCCCUCAGGUGUGGCACACCCAGGAAGAGAAAGUGGACCUGGAUAUAAUGGGGGCUGUUGGCAGCCAACCCGAGUGCUCCAUCUGCUUCAACACCUACGACAACGUCUUCAAGACGCCCAAGCUGCUGGACUGUGCCCACACCUUCUGCCUCGAGUGUCUGUCACGCCUCAUGGCCAUUUCACUGGGAGAGCAGGAAGGAGGAGGCAGCAGCAAGAUCCUGUGUCCCUUCUGCCGCCAUCCCACCCUCCUGACCAAGGAGGGUCCCCCGGCCCUGGCCACCAGCAGCGAGGUACUGUGUAAGCUGCCCAGCAACCAGCAGCACGAGGAGCCUGUGUGGCUAGACGGAGAGAAGCUGUGCUACAAACGGGCCUUGGAGGCCAGCCCCGAGACCUCUAGCUCCACCUCGACCUUCUGCAUCUGCAUCAACAUAGGGGCCAGCAAAGCAGCCGAGGUCCCGGCUCAGACACGCCCCCACAACACGGCCUUUAUGAGGCGUCUGACCAGCUGUAGGCGGCUGCUGCUCUUCAUGAUGCUGAUGGUGCUACUAGUGGUCAUCGUGCUGUGGCCCCUGCAGUGCAUCGUCACCACAGGCAACAUGUACUGCAUGCCUCGCCCUGUGGGCUCAAUACAAGGCUCCAUCACCACCACAGCUACCCCAUUCACCAGCAUAAACCAUUCCACAAAGGGAGCCUUUCAUUAAAAUACAUGUAUGUAGUAUGCCAGAUUCCACCGCUGCCACAUUCUCCUUCAGCUCCACUAAAGGGUAUCCAGCCACAGCCCCCCCCCCGGAUAAAGACUGGAUAGAGAACACAACUGUGAGGAACUCUGCACACUCUAUCCAGUUGUUUUAGCAAUUGAUAUUGGCAUCCUCAGCAUCAUUAUUCUGACAAGGAAGUUUGAAAUUCAUACAUGAAUUCCAAUUCUUGCACUUUGAUUAACUGAUUUUCCUUCUUUUUUCUUCUUUAUAACGUUAUUUUGCUGUAGAAAUAUAAUAUGUGGAUGAAAUGUGUUGUAAUAUUCAGACACAGACCGUCUGGGUGAAAUUCAUAUCUACAUUAUCAGAUCUGAUGGCCACAGUGCAAUCCCAACUCAAAAUGUUCUGUUUUUAAGAAAAAUGUGUAAGUUUAGCUGUCUUAUUACUGUUUUGAAAAAAUGGUAUGCCAAAACAUGAAAUUGUAAGUGUAUAUACAUGUAUAGUUGAUUGUACUAUUUUGAUAUAUAUUUUGUUUACAAAAUGACAAUAAAUGAAAAACAAAACAGAAGGAUCGGAGGACCAAUAUGCGGCGUGGUAAGUGUCCAUGGUUUUAAUAGGAAAACUCAAACAUGAACACAACUGCAAAACAAUGAACGUGAAUCAGUCUAACUGGUGCAUAAAACACAAAGACAGGAAACAAUAACCCACAAAAUACCCAAAGAAUAUGGCUGCCUAAAUAUGGUUCCCAAUCAGAGACAACGAUAAACACCUGCCUCUGAUUGAGAACCACUCUAGGCAACCAUAGACUUACCUAGACAACUAAACUGAACACAACCCCAUUAAUCGAAUAAUCCCCAAGACAAGACGAACACAAUAAAUCACCCAUGUCACACCCUGGCCUAAACCAAAAAUAAUAAAGAAAACAAAGAUAACUAAGGCCAGGGCGUGACACUGUAGCUUUGUUUAUGAUAGUCUUUGAACAAAAUGAAGUACAGUAGACAUGGGUUGUUGGCCGUGGUAGGAACUAAUGAUUACUGGACUACCAUUCCCCACUUGCUGUUAGGAUCUUAUCUGGGCACACACCAGUAACCUGUAAGGAUUUUCCAAAUACACAACGAUUAUUACUAACAACAAGGUGUUGUAAACGGCUUCAAUGAAAUUGUGAACCCUUCCUCGUAGAUUAAGGAGUGGUCAUAACAGUAAGGAGUGGUAUUUCCUGUAUUGGUGUGAAAUUACUGGAUAGGUGUGUACAGGAGACCAAAGGUGAGGUCUGGGGGAGAAUCUCAAAUGCAUUUCCUUGAUUCCUUGCGUCCUCUUUGUUUCCUUCUCAAAAUCCAUUGGUUGAAAUAGUGAUUGUAUAGACUCUAUUUUGUAGAGUCUUUGUGAUGCAAGGUCACAAGUGUUGGGUCGUUCCACGAAACGAGUGCCUUUGAUAUUUUAAGUAGAAACUGUGCACCAGUAUGGAUUAUUUUACUAUUAAUAAAGACUUGCUAAAUUGUCAAAAUUCA
This is a messenger RNA of Oncorhynchus keta (chum salmon), 2690 nucleotides long. Its product is annotated as RING finger protein 223-like. Lineage: Eukaryota; Metazoa; Chordata; Actinopteri; Salmoniformes; Salmonidae. Gene Ontology annotation, molecular function: ubiquitin protein ligase activity. The transcript has 2 exons. The record is from RefSeq and is a predicted model, not a curated record. The coding region runs from base 478 to 1188 and encodes 236 amino acids. Gene Ontology annotation, biological process: protein ubiquitination.